UCAAAAAAGAGGAAGAGGAGUGGUGUAUCUGUGGAGGAGAUGUUGCCCUGCUGUGCUCUGUGUCAGGACGUCCUGAAGGAUCCGGUCUCUAUCAGCUGUGGACACCGGUUCUGCAGAACGUGCAUCGCCUCAUACUGGGGUCAGUCUGCUUCAUCAGGAGGCUCCUCCUGUCCCCAGUGUGGAAAACAAUCCAGAACAAGUCUUGGACUUCAGAAAGCAGUUUUAGAUGAACAUAAGAUCAGCCAGAGGAAGAGAUUUGCAUGUGUGACUGAAGGAACUGAUACAACAGGAAGUGUAACACGACUCAACAGGAUCUACACUGAGCUCUACAUCACAGAGGGGCAGAGCGAAGAGGUUAAUGCCCAACAUGAGGUGUGGCAGCUUGAGACAGCGUCCAAGAUGGAGACCGCCAAUGACACUCCUAUCAAGGUCCACGACAUCUUUAAAGCCUUAGCUGACAAAGAGGACCAAAUCAGAGUGGUUCUGACUGUCGGCGUCGCUGGCAUUGGUAAAACCUUCUCAGUGCAGAAGUUCACUCUGGACUGGGCAGAAGGUUUGGAAAACCAAGAUGUCGGUCUGGUGAUUCUGCUUUCCUUCAGGGAGCUGAACCUGAUCAAAAAUGAGCAGUACAGUCUUCUCAGGCUGCUCCAUGUUUUCCAUCCAACCUUACAGAAAGUCACAGCAGAGCUCCUCGCUGUCUCUAAAGUUUUGUUCAUCUUUGACGGCCUGGAUGAAAUUAGACUUUCUCUGAAUUUCAAAAACAAUGAGGUUGUGUCCGAUGUCACGCAGAAGUCAUCAGUCAACGUGCUGUUGACAAACCUCAUCAGGGGGGAGCUGCUUCCCUCGGCUCUUGUCUGGAUAACUACCCGACCAGCAGCAGCCAAUCAGAUCCCUCCAGUAUUUGUUGACAGAGUAACAGAAGUCAGAGGUUUCACUGACGCCCAGAAGGAAGAGUACUUCAGGAGGAGAUUCAGUGGUGAAGAAACAUGCAAUAGAAUAAUUUCUCACAUCAAGACCUCCAGGAGCCUCCACAUCAUGUGUCUGAUCCCGGUCUUCUGCUGGAUCACUGCUGCAGUUCUGGAGCACAUGUUGACCAUGGACCAGAAAGAGGAUCUACCCAAGACCCUGACUAACAUGUAUGCACACUUCCUGCUAGUUCAGACAAAGAGGAAGAAGCAGAAGUAUGAUGAGGAACAAGAGAAGAGUCCGCAGGAACUGACGAAGGCUGACGUGGAAGUUCUCCUGAAGCUGGGGAGGCUAGCAUUUGAACAUCUGGAGAAAGGCAACAUCAUGUUCUACGAAGAAGACUUGAAGCAGUGUGGUCUUGAUGUCACAGAGGCCUUGGUGUUCUCCGGAGUUUGUACAGAGAUCUUUAAAAGAGAGAGUGUGAUCUUCAAGAAAGCCGUCUACUGCUUUGUUCAUCUGAGCAUUCAGGAGUUUCUGGCUGCAGUCUACUUGUACCACUGUUACGACAACGAAAACUCAGAGGUACUGGAAGCCUUCCUGGCAGAACAAAACUCCUCCCUGGCAGAACAUGAAGAUAAAAAAGAUGCCAUGAAAAAAUCUCUAAAGAGUAAAAAUGGACACCUGGACCUGUUUGUCCGCUUCCUUCAUGGUCUCUCUCUGGAGUCCAACCAGAAGUCCUUUGGAGGCCUGCUGGGUCUGAAACAAAACAGUACGCAAAUCAUCCAGAGUGCCAUCAACAACCUGAAGGAGACGAACAUGGAUGAAAUCUCCCCCGACCGAAGCAUCAACAUGUUCCACUGUCUGAUGGAGAUGAACGACCAAUCGGUACAUCAGGAUAUACAAGAGUUCCUGAAGUCAGGCAACAGUUCAGAGAAGAUGCUCUCUGAGAUCCACUGCUCAGCGCUGGCCUACAUGCUGCAGAUGUCAGAGGAGGUUCUGGAUGAGGUGGACCUGAAGAAGUACAACACAUCAGACCAGGGACAACUGAGACUGCUGCCAGCUGUCAGGAAUUGCAGGAAGGCUGUACUUCAGAACUCUGGGCUUUCAGACCCUCACUUUGAAGUUGUGGCCUCAGCCCUGAGGUCCGAUCCCUCCCACCUGAAUGAACUGGACCUGAGCAACAACAGUCUGAAGGAUUCAGCGGUGGAGCUGCUGUCCACUGGACUGAACAGUCCACACUGUAGACUCCGGAGUCUGAGAUUGAGUUCCUGCAGGUUAUCAGAGAUCAGCUGUGUUACUCUGGCCUCUGCUCUGAAGUCCAACCCCCCCCACCUGAGAGAGCUGGAGCUGAGCUACAACCACAACCUGCAUGAUUCAGGAGUGCAGCUGCUCUGUGACUUUCUGGAGAGUCCACACUGUAGACUGAAGGCUCUGAGUCACUCACAUCUGUCUGGUCCAUAG
Molecule: messenger RNA, 2367 nt
Organism: Notothenia coriiceps (black rockcod)
Lineage: Eukaryota; Metazoa; Chordata; Actinopteri; Perciformes; Nototheniidae
Product: protein NLRC3-like
Exons: 6
Coding region: 40-2367 (775 amino acids)
Molecular function (GO): protein binding
Source: RefSeq, a predicted model, not a curated record